AGAGAGAGAGAGAGAGAGAGAGAGAGAGAGAGAGAGAUUCAAAAAAUCUGGACUUUAGAAGAUGCAAAGCAUCCAAGCCUACUUCCAUGGGUUUUAGAUUUCCUUCUCUCUCUCUCUGUUAGGCCUACCCUAAAACCUCUGUAUCUUAAUGGCUUCUUAACAUAGACACAGAGAGAGAAAGAGAGAAGGAAAAUCGGAAAGGAAAUGAAGAUUCUUCUUCUAGUGUUUGUGCUUCUUGUUCAUGGACCCAUUUGGAUUCUUCAGUUCUCUAUUGUUGAUUCCAGACCUGACCCUCCUCUUUCUUCCUUAUCUGCUCCGGUUUCUCCGCCAGUGGCGUUAUCCAUUUCUUCAAUUUCUGCAUCAAUGACAGCCUUCUCUCCAGGGAUUCAAGUGGGAAGUGAAAAGCAUCACGAAAAGGAGUCAAAUAAAAAAUAUCUUACAGCAGUCAUUGUUGCUUCAACUGCACUGGGAGCAAUCAUAUUGUCUUUGUUAUAUUUCUUGAUUUACCAUAGAAAGCCCUUACUCAAAUCCCAGGAGGAUGCCAAUAGUUCAGGUACCUUUUUCUGCCCCUAUAUGUUUGGUUGCCGGUUUAAAAUUUUGGGGUAUAUAGAAAAUUGCAAAAGUUAUGCUAACUUGUAGACUUAUCUGAGAUUCUUUGUUUUGUACUGUUUGGUGUUGUAUUGUUCUACAUGGUUUGGUAUUGAAGAUGCUGUGAAAGGGCAUGCAUUGGGUCCAUUUAUGGGAAAAUAUAGUUCAUUGAAGACUUCUUGUAAAAAAGGAUCUGUAUCUUUGAUGGAUUAUGAGUUACUAGAAAGAGCGACAAACAAUUUUCAGGAAACUGAUAUUUUGGGUGUGGGGGGAUUUGGAUGUGUAUACAAAGCUAGAUUGGACGACAACUUCCAUGUAGCUGUGAAGAGGCUUAAUGGUGGAAGUCAGGAGUCCAUAAAGGAAUUUGAGACUGAGGUAGACUUGCUGGGUAAAAUUCAGCAUCCAAAUAUCAUUUCCCUGUUGGGUUAUUGCAUUCAUGAGGAUACAAAGCUUCUUGUUUAUGAAUUGAUGCAGAAUGGAUCUCUGGAAACUCAAUUGCAUGGACCUUCUCGUGGGUCAGCGCUAACUUGGCAUCUUCGUAUGAAAAUUGCCCUUGAUGCAGCAAGAGGAUUAGAAUAUUUGCAUGAGCACUGCAACCCACCAGUGAUCCACAGAGACUUGAAAUCAUCUAAUAUUCUUCUAGAUUCAGACUUCAAUGCCAAGAUUUCCGAUUUUGGACUUGCCAUAACCGAUGGGUCUCAAAACAAAAACAACAUCAAGCUUUCGGGAACCCUUGGUUAUGUUGCUCCAGAGUACCUCUUAGAUGGUCAACUGACCGAUAAAAGUGAUGUCUAUGCUUUUGGAGUUGUGCUUUUGGAGCUUCUACUGGGAAGAAAACCUGUGGAGAAAUUGGCACCAGCUCAAUGCCAGUCUAUUGUCACAUGGGCCAUGCCUCAGCUCACAGACAGAUCAAAGCUUCCAAACAUUGUGGAUCCUGUGAUAAAAAAUACAAUGGAUUUAAAGCACCUAUACCAGGUUGCUGCUGUAGCUGUACUAUGCGUGCAACCAGAACCAAGCUAUCGCCCAUUAAUAACCGACGUAUUGUAUUCUCUUAUCCCUCUAGUACCCAUGGAGUUUGGUGGAACGCUACGGAUUACGCAACAUGUGCCUUCUGAUCACUGAUUCUGUCAAGACAUUUGAGCUUUUGUUGCUGUGCUGCUGGUCUCUGCAGUGCUCGAAAAAACACAGCCAAACUGCUUUUGUUCCUUUCCUCAUCGGCCAUGAUUAAUUAUUUUUUGGGGUGGUUUUUUACCAUGGUUGUGUAGGUGAAGGGAUGUUGGCCUUGUUUGAGUGGAAGAUCAAAUUACCAUUGGAAAUGGGAUUUUUUUCCCAAAAAAUUUAGCUGCUUUUUUUAAAGGUCAUGGACCUUCGUUGUUUGGGCUGUAUGUCCUCAUGGGCUGGCCUGGUUUACAUCGCUACGGGCUAACCUGAUGGGCUGGUCAGAUAACUUAAUCUGUUUUUUGUUUCCCCC
Molecule: messenger RNA, 2059 nt
Organism: Ilex paraguariensis (yerba mate)
Lineage: Eukaryota; Viridiplantae; Streptophyta; Magnoliopsida; Aquifoliales; Aquifoliaceae
Source: the annotation of a GenBank genome assembly